This is a messenger RNA of Vicia faba (fava bean), 564 nucleotides long. NCBI's taxonomy places the organism in Eukaryota, Viridiplantae, Streptophyta, Magnoliopsida, Fabales, Fabaceae. The record is from the annotation of a GenBank genome assembly.
AUGGAAACUACCAACAACAAAGACGAACCAGAAAUCUGCAAACUAGAUUUCAAUGAUUCCGACAUCGAAUACAUCAGUUACGGCGGCGAACACCACCUCCCUCUCAUCAUGAACCUCGUCGACGAAGAACUCAGCGAACCUUACUCCAUCUUCACUUAUCGUUACUUCGUCUAUCUAUGGCCUCAUCUUUCUUUCCUGGCGUUUCAUAAGGGUAGAUGUGUGGGAACGGUGGUUUGUAAAAUGGGAGAACAUCGUAACACUUUUAGAGGAUACAUUGCUAUGCUUGUUGUUAUCAAACCCUACAGAGGAAGAGGCAUUGCUACAGAACUUGUUACUAGGUCUAUCAAGGUCAUGAUGGAAUCUGGUUGUGAUGAGGUUACAUUGGAAGCAGAGGUCACAAAUAUAGGAGCACUUGCGCUGUACGGUCGCCUUGGCUUUAUCAGGGCUAAACGUCUCUUUCACUACUAUUUAAAUGGAGUCGAUGCUUUCCGUCUCAAACUUUUAUUUCCUCGUCCAGAGAUGCACACUCAUAGUGAUCACGGGGAUUCACAAAUUCUGGAAUGA